ACUUCACCAAAUGGCAAGCAGAUGAUUAAGCUAACCCUAGGUACGUAUACUUGGGAAACGUACGGUGAGGCCGAGGUCAGAGUAUCAAACCUGGCUGCUGGGAUACGCAAACUAAUAGGCCCUACUCCGGUCGUUCCAGAAGACAGACAACCUGUCGCUAUCUUCAGCGAGACUCGUGCCGAGUGGCUAUACGCUGCAAUGGCCAUUUUCCGACUAAAUCGGCCUUUGGUCACGCUCUAUUCAACCCUUGGUGACGAUGCACUGUUGCACGGAUUUACUGAAUCUCAAGUGAGCUUUUAA
Messenger RNA from Protopolystoma xenopodis, 300 nucleotides. The record is from the annotation of a GenBank genome assembly. Lineage: Eukaryota; Metazoa; Platyhelminthes; Monogenea; Polystomatidea; Polystomatidae.